CCUUGAGGAUUUUUUUUAAAUAUAAAUGUCAAUAUUCAAAUGCCUUAUUGUGUCUUUCUUCCUCUCCGACCACUCCUGUGACCUCAGCUACCUCAUCGCCUGUUUCCAUUCACACACCCGUUCCACCUUUUCUGUCGCAAAUUUCACCUCCCUCUCCGUCGCCAACAAUCUUUCCAUCUCUGCCCUCCCCUUCUCUCGGCACCACACCCUCCCCCCCUCCCCUCGGCAGCAGCUCCGGAGAGUCAGCAGAAGGAGUCGGCUGCCCUCUGACGACGUCACCCUCCACUCUGAUUGUCAGGUUCGGAGAUCCAUUCACAGCCAACUGCUCCGUAUCAAGGCCCGGUUUUCCUUUUCUUGGUUGGGAAGUGUCGCUGGAACCUCCUGGAACCACGGAUCGUUUGUUUCUGGCCUGGAGAGUGAAGCGGAUGACCGAGUGGAGCAUCAGCCCAACGUGCUUUGCAGUACUUGAACAGGGAGGACAGUGUUACAUUCAUCUCCCCGUUAUAGUCUACAAACCUCCUGAUAGCGUGUCCAUCAGCUUUGUGAACCACACCGGGCCAAUGUUUGAGGGUCGCGAGUACACUCUGCAGUGUUCAGUGCUGGACGUUGCUCCUGUUGGGGACCUCACUGUGACUUUCUACAAAGGGCAGACAGCACUGGGUCAACAGCAGGCCAACAACAAUACAGAGAAGAAACCAGUGACUGAGAUCUUCACUUUAAAUAUCACACCCAGAAAAGAGGACGAUGGAGCCCAGUUCUGGUGUGAAGCAAAGCUAGAACUGGGAACUGAAGGACCACAGCCCCCUCCGCUGGUGAUGUCACAAAAACUCUCUGCUGCAGUCCUUUUUGGACCACAGCUCAUGUGUCCUACAAAGCUGCAGGUGAAAGAGGGGGAGAGCCUCAGCUGUGAGGUGAGAGGAAACCCUAAGCCAUCAGUCACCUGGUCCAGAGAGGGGCAGGUAGUUGACCUGCCCACUCACUCGAGCAGAGAGCAUGCUGGGAAAUACACAAUCUGUGCAAUAGGACUUCUUGGGCAGAAAAACUUUACAGUGGAGGUGGAGGUCCUCACUGGCAGUGGAACUACAAACAGCUGUAAUAGACUUUUCCUGCUGGCCUUCUUGCUGAUAAACUGGCUAUAAAACCUUAAAGAAGCCAACGUGAUGUACUUUACAUGCGGUCUGGAUGAACAGCUCCUGCUGGGAGAACUUGUUUUGCAUUGCUUCUCUUUUGUUCAAACGGAAUACUUUUGCAUUUUUUUGUGCAUCUUCAUUUUUAAGCAGUGGGGUCUCACUAAAAGCAGAUAAGUUAUUUCUGAGAGCUCCUGCACAGGUACAUUUUCUUACAGUAUGUCAUUAAACACAUGGUCUCUAUAGUCUCCAGAAAAGACAACUUCCAUAUUUCAAGACUGAAAGCUGAUGUAGAACUAUUUCAGUUUUUGUAUAAAUUAAUAAUCAACAAUCAUCGUGUAUUUUUUCCUCUUGUCUGAUUCUUUUAAAAGCGUGUUCAUGACACAUGCCCAACAGUGUUUGUGUCCGUUCAUUCUACAUAAACUCAGUUGUCAUCAGGUCUUCUUUCAUUUAGGUUAUGUAGGAGUGGAAGAAAAUAUCACUACGCUUGAGUAUCGCAAGGUUUUGUGAUACUGUAUUGAUUCCUGUAAACACUACUAUUUGACAUGCAAAGAUUCUUAGUAGACAUAUUACACAAAGAGAAGUGUGUUCUAUGUCAGUUUUCCUUAAAAAAAAGUUUUGUAAAUGCAAUAUAUUGCCUUUUAAUACAAUAUUGCAAUGUAUAACAAUAUAUUGAAAUAUAUCACAAUAUACUGAAUCAGCCCCUGUAUCCUGAUAGUGUAUUUUAGUGUAGUUUACAUUCUGACAUUUGGACUGUCCUGCUUAUUCAAGAACAAACUAUGGUCAGAAUUAAUAUAACUGCAGGUCAAUCAUAGAGGUCUGGCAAAUAAUUGGUCCAUAAAAAAAAAGUUAUUAGUUACUGGUAACAUGUUUAAAAAGUGUGAUUGAAACUUCACUUCAUCUGGCCUGAACUCACAAUACUCAGUCACUCAUUGCUGCAGUAUGAGACCAUGGCUUUAAAAUUUGUUAAAAUGCAGCCGGGCCACUCUAA
This is a messenger RNA of Centropristis striata (black sea bass), 2118 nucleotides long. Its product is annotated as intercellular adhesion molecule 1-like. The coding region runs from base 426 to 1139 and encodes 237 amino acids. NCBI's taxonomy places the organism in Eukaryota, Metazoa, Chordata, Actinopteri, Perciformes, Serranidae. The record is from RefSeq and is a predicted model, not a curated record. Gene Ontology annotation, molecular function: integrin binding. Gene Ontology annotation, biological process: cell adhesion. The transcript is spliced from 6 exons.